Molecule: messenger RNA, 2105 nt
Organism: Geodia barretti
Lineage: Eukaryota; Metazoa; Porifera; Demospongiae; Tetractinellida; Geodiidae
Source: the annotation of a GenBank genome assembly
GCGAGUGUUACAGUAGAGUUGGGUUUGUCUGUCUGUUUGUCUGUUUGUCUGUUACUCUCAAUCUCACUUCUCGGGUGUCUGUUCGUCACAGAAACGAUACCAUCUACCCAACAGGCGACGAAGAAUGGAGACACAGCAGUCAUAAUAGCUGUAAAGAGACAUGAUCCAGCCACUCUGAGGGAGCUAGUAAGGGCAGAGAGUGACCUCAACCUCCAGAACCAGGAGGGACUCACUCCACUAAUGAUAGCUGCCAGGAGUUGGAGAACUGACAUUACUAACAUUCUACUGGAGGGAGAAAACAUCAACCUGGACAUUCAGGAGAAGGGAACAGGAUGGUCAGCCCUCCAUAUCUCUGCCGAGACAGGAUACUCAGCUACCACAGUAGCACUGCUCAAGGCAGAAGCUAAUGCUCACCUCAAAGACAAGAAUGGAGACACAGCAGUCAUAAUAGCUGUAAAGAGUUGUCAUCCAGCCACUCUGAGGGAGCUAGUGAGGGCAGGGAGUGACCUCAACCUCCAGAACCAGGAGGGACUCACUCCACUAAUGAUAGCUGCCACGAGUUGGAGAACUGACAUUACUAACAUUCUACUGGAGGGAGAAAACAUCAACCUGGACAUUCAGGAGAAGGGAACAGGAUGGUCAGCCCUCCAUUUCUCUGCUGAGACAGGAAACUCAGCUACCACAGUAGCACUGCUCAAGGCAGGAGCUAACCCUCGCCUCAAAGACAAGAAUGGAGACACAGCAGUCAUAAUAGCUGUAAAGAGACAUGAUCCAGUGACUCUGAGGGAGCUAGUAAGGGAAGGUAGUGACCUCAACCUCCAGAACCAGGAGGGGCUCACUCCACUAAUGAUAGCUGCCAGGAGAGGGAUGGCUGACAUUACUAAAAUUUUACUGGAGGGAGAACACAUCAUGGACAUUCAGGAGAAGGGAACAGGAUGGUCAGCUCUCCGUUUCUCUGCUGAGAGAGGAUACUCAGCUACCACAGAAGCACUGCUCAAGGCAGGAGCUAAUGCUCACCUCAAAGACAAGAAUGGAGACACAGCAGUCAUAAUAGCUGUAAAGAGAUGUCAUCCAGCCACUCUGAGGGAGCUAGUGAGGGCAGGGAGUGACCUCAACCUCCAGAACCAGGAGGGACUCACUCCACUAAUGAUAGCUGCCAGGAGUUGGAGAACUGACAUUACUAACAUUCUACUGGAGGGAGAAAACAUCAACCUGGACAUUCAGGAGAAGGGAACAGGACGGUCAGCCUUCCAUUUCUCUGCUGAGACAGGAAACUCAGCUACCACAGUAGCGCUGCUCAAGGCAGGAGCUAAUCCUCGCCUCAAAGACAAGAAUGGAGACACAGCAGUCAUAAUAGCUGUAAAGAGACAUGAUCCAGCCACUCUGAGGGAGCUAGUGAGGGCAGGGAGUGACCUCAACCUCCAGAACCAGGAGGGGCUCACUCCACUAAUGAUAGCUGCCAGGAGAGGGAUGGCUGACAUUACUAAAAUUCUACUGGAGGGAGAAUACAUCAACCUGGACAUUCAGGAGAAGAGAAUUGGACAGUCGGCUCUCCAUUUCUCUGCUGUGAUAGGAGACGCAGCUACCAUAGAAGAACUGCUCUUGGCAGGAGCAAAUCGUCACAUCAAAGACAAGAAUGGGGUAACAGCAACGGAGAUUACUGAACAAAGAGCUCAAUAUGGCCUUGAGUCCGAGACAUUGGCAAUGGGAGAGAUGAUGAGUCAGAGUGCUAUGAGACAACUCAAGUCGGAGAGCAAAGAUAUUGAAGGAGAUGAUACUAGUUCAUCAUGUAAGAUUUUGUAAUCAUCUGUCACCAUAAUUGGCGAGCGGGAGCGAGCCAACCUAUAUAGUCGUUCGUUCGAGCCGAUUUUUUUAUUUAUCGUCGUUCGUACGUCGUGUAAGUGCGCAUGCGCGACUUUGUUGCAUAUACGCGCUUCCAAAUGUUUACACAUACAUACGCACACCGCGGUGCCUCGCGAUAUGCCCCGAUCGAUCUAGACUACUAUAUAGCCAGCGAGAGAACUCUCCUCCAUUCGACGGCAUGCACUGCAACCUUCGGUGACUGACCGAGGCUGUAGCUCUUCCCAAUCUUCACGGUUCGAAGG